Gopherus evgoodei (Goodes thornscrub tortoise) is the source of this 6530-nucleotide messenger RNA. RefSeq names its product kinesin family member 14 (gene KIF14). Gene Ontology annotation, molecular function: cell adhesion molecule binding; microtubule motor activity; ATP binding. Gene Ontology annotation, cellular component: adherens junction. Gene Ontology annotation, biological process: microtubule-based movement; regulation of protein localization. The record is from RefSeq and is a predicted model, not a curated record. NCBI's taxonomy places the organism in Eukaryota, Metazoa, Chordata, Testudines, Testudinidae.
AUGAGCUAUUUUGAAGUCUACAAUGAGAAAAUUCAUGAUUUGCUCAUCUUAACUGAAAAUGGACAAAAGAAGCAACCUCUCCGUGUAAGAGAACCAGUAUUGGGGCCAUACGUGGAAGACUUGACAGCGAACACAGUCAGUUCUUAUUCAGAUAUCCAGAGUUGGCUCGAGCUAGGAAAUAAACAGAGAGCAACUGCUGCCACAGGCAUGAAUGACAAGAGCUCUAGAUCUCAUUCUGUCUUCACCCUCGUGAUGACGCAAACAAAGACAGAGUUUGUGGAAGAAGAAGGGCAUGAUCAUAGGAUUACCAGUCGCAUAAAUCUAAUAGAUCUAGCAGGCAGCGAACGCUGCUCUCCAACUCAGACCAGUGAGGAGAGGCUGAAGGAGGGCAUGAGUAUUAAUAAAUCACUGCUGACUCUGGGGAAAGUUAUUUCUGCGCUUUCUGAGCAAUCUCAGAACAGAAAGAGAGCUUUCAUUCCUUAUCGGGAAUCUGUCCUUACGUGGUUAUUAAAGGAAAGUCUUGGUGGAAAUUCAAAAACGACCAUGAUUGCCACAAUAAGCCCUGCUGCCAGCAAUGUAGAGGAAACCCUUAGCACUCUUCGAUAUGCUAAACAAGCUCGUUUGAUAAUCAACAUUGCCAAAGUAAAUGAAGAUGUGAAUGCUAAAUUAAUUAGAGAACUGAAAGCAGAAAUUGAGAAACUGAAAGCAGCUCGCAAAAGUACUCUAAAUAGAGAUCCUGAGAAAUAUAGACAGUAUCUGCAAGAAAUAACAGCCCUAAGGGUAAAACUACACCAAAAGGAGAGGGAUAUGGCAGAGAUGCAAAGGGCCUGGAAAGAAAAAUUUGAACAAGCAGAACAGAGGAAAUUUGAAGAAACAAAGGAGUUACAGAAAGCAGGAAUUACAUUCAAGAUGGACAAUCGUUUGCCAAACCUUGUCAAUCUCAAUGAAGAUCCCCAGCUUUCUGAGAUGCUUCUGUACAUGAUAAAAGAAGGACAAACUACAGUUGGAAAGUACAAACCAAAUUCUCAUCAUGAUAUCCAGCUCUCUGGAGUGCUAAUUGCUGAUGAUCACUGUGUUAUCAAAAAUGUUGAUGGUAGAGUGAGCAUUACGCCACUGGGAGAAGCAAAGACAUAUGUUAAUGAACACAUUUCAGAGCCAACACUUAUGCAUCACGGUGAUCGGGUAAUUCUCGGUGGAGACCAUUAUUUCAGGUUUAAUCAUCCAGUAGAGGUUCAGAAAGUAAAAAGACCAUCUUGUGGGACUACCUUUUCAUGUGAUGGGCCAAAAGAUUUUGAAUUUGCAAAAAAUGAACUGUUGGUUGCACAGAGGUCACAACUUGAAUCAGAAAUUGAAGCGGCACGACUGAAAGCCAAGGAAGAAAUGAUGCAAGGUAUCCAGGUUGCAAAAGAGAUGGCUCAACAAGAACUUAUUUCGCAAAAAAAAGUUUACGAAAGCAAGAUAAAAUCACUAGAAGCAGAACUGAGAGAAGAAUCUCAUAAGAAACAACUUCAGGAAAUGAAUCACCAGCAGGCUGCUAACAAAAUACAAGAACUGGAAAAAGCAAAGCAACAUCUUGAGUUGGAAGUACGUUUCAGCAAGAAGCGCCUGGAAAUGGAGACAUUAGCCACCAGACAGGCUUUAGAAGAUCAUACUAUUCGUCACGCAAAGAUUCUUGAAGCUCUGGAGGCUGAGAAGCAGAAAAUUGCUAAAGAAAUAGAAACUCUCCAGCAGAAUCGUGGAAAUGGGAAUGAAACUAUAACAAUUAAGCCUAACUGGAAUUCUAUGAAACUCUCUCUGAUGAUCCAGGAGGCCAAUACCAUUAGUAGCAAAUUAGGAAAGCACACAGUCUUCUGCAGACAUGAUAUAUCAGAACAAGGAAAUGGCACUGGACCUUCUGUUAAAGUGCUGGUUCGUAACCUCAAGCUGGGAAUUGCAACUUUCUGGAGCCUGGAGAAGUUUGAAUAUAAGCUAGCAGCAAUGAAAGAACUCUAUGAGACUAACAGUAGUAACAAAGCUGAUGAUGUAUUUUAUGACCCUGCUGAUGACUGGGAACCUGACCUUACAACUACAUCCAUUUCUUCCUUUUCCAAAAGGAGGAGCAGAAGUUUCAUGAAGAACAGGAGAAUUUCUGGAUGUUUGUCUGAUAUAAAAUUGCAGCCAAUCCAGACUCUACACACGUCACACUUAUCAGGUUCAGUCAAUAAAUCCAGCAGCAUAUGUUCAGGUUCUUCUGAAUCAUUUCUACCUGGAAUUUGCAAAGAAUUAAUUGGUUCAGCUUUGGAUUUACUAGGACAGAAUCAUGCAGAAGAAAAGAGUAUAGCAGAUCGUCUCCUAACUAAUUUGCUUACUAUUUAUACUGGAGUAACUGCUAUUUCAAAUGCCUAUGAACAGCAAGAUGAAGAAAGUCAAGAUAAUUUUUUCUUUCUUGAUCGUGCUACUCAGUCCUGCAGCAUCAGAAUUACCUCUGCUUUUGAACAACUUGUGGUUCUAACCGAGCAUUGGCUUUAUAGUUUCCAAAAAUGUACUGAUUCCUUAAAAAUUGAUGAUGAAUUGAGACAGGGUGUAAAAAACUUGGGAGGUUAUUUACAAUUACUGUUGCAGGGUUGUUGUUCAGAUAUAUCCUCAAUGGUAACAGAAGCACACUCCAAAAUAAUCCAAAUAGUGAAACAAGCAGGAAAACAUGUAGGACACUUGACAGCAUUUAUAGGAUCUGACCUACACCUUUCUGAAGAGACCAAAGAAGAUGCAACUAUCUCACAGGAAGAUUUUAUACUUGCUAUUUAUGAUGGAGUAGGCUCAGGACUGAAGAGUCUCUUGGAUUCUGUACAGAAAAAAACAAAAGAGAUGCAGAAAGAGCUUUUGAAACAGGAUCCACAAAAUGAGGUUCAAAAUCAAAUAAAGAAUAAUGCAGUGGCUUUCGCCAGAUCCCUUGAAAAUACAAUAUCUGACUGCAAAAAGAGAGAAAUAGGAACUGAAUUAACAAUAGAAGAAUCUGCCUACCAGGAACUCAAGAAGGCAACUAAUCUUGCUUCUGAAUACUUGGAAUUAGAGCAGUGCAUAGAUAAAGUGUGUCAGAUCAUUACUACUUCAUUAAAAGGAUCAUACAGAAAUACAACUCAACUCAGAAGCUAUACAGAAAAGAUUUGCAUCUUAGCUGGGCAUUUUAAUAAUUACUGCACUUCAUUUAGCUUGCCUUCUGCUUCAGCAAACAGUCCUACUUGCGGAACAACCACGUCUUUUAUGGUCACUUCUGAACUGGAUUCUCUAGCCAAGUCACUCAUUAUAAGUUUUGAACAAGGACAUAAUUCAUUGGCAUCUCAGACUAUUUGUAUGCAAAAGACCAGGACUGAAGAAAAACAGCUUGAAACUGGUGAAUCUACUUGGAAACAGAAAGGAGUUCCAAAACGCGAAUAUAAACUUCAGCUUUCAGCUACAAGUUCAGGGAAACUUUCACCCAGUGCGAUACAGUGGGUAUAAAAUUAAGCCAUUAAAUAUAGUAGACUCCUGAAUGUAGGAAAAAGUAAACAUUAUGGGCAUCUUUCUUUUUUUAAUGAAAGAGACACCAGGAGGGCAUCUGUCUCUUAUUUUUAGAAGGAAAAAUAAUAUAUCUUACAAGGUUGAAAUGUGUUCAUAAUUUUAUCAUGAGCAUGGACAGUGUGUGAAAGUAGAGGACUUGAGGUACAAGAAGAUAUGUUGCACUGAAUUGCACAGGAACAAACUUAAAUCCAGAAGACUUUUUACAUUAGACUUACACUUAAGAAAAUUACAAACGUGUGUUUUUUAUUUCAAACCUAUAUCUAACUGCGGUAAAUUAUAGAGUAACAUACAAGAAGUAACCAGACAGUGGGUAAAAAUCUUGUCCAAGGAUAAUAUGUAAAUACAAAAAAUUGAGAAAAGCAAGGAAAUUCAGUGUUAAAAAUGGACACUUUAUCCUCUAUUCAUAAUGUAGCCUCACUUUAGUAAAUGAUGAUUUAUUAAGGGUGCAGUGUCAUCCCUACCACUAUGUUUCCUGACUUUUUAAUUUUUGGUUUGUCAGCUUUAUUUUUGAGAGAGGUUUUCUUAGGAAAGAUUUGAAAGGCUACAAAAAUUAUUGGGUAAACACACAUUUAAGGGAAUAAUUUGUAUAGAGGUAUGGGGGGGUUACAGAGCUAAAGUAACAUUAAUGCAGAUUGACUAUAACGAUUCAUGUUGCAAAUUAUAUAGCAAAAACAAUUUUUCUUGAUUUUAAAUUUUUAGUGCUAUGCAUAAAAGUUUAGAGGCAUAACACUUUAAAAUAUACAAAAAUCACCAUGUGAGGCACUUGAGAAUUAUGUUGAUAUGCAGCGUACAUUUAAUAUGUUCAUACUGAAAUGUUAAGGCCAGGUGGAGCCUAGCUCUUUGCGGGUGCACAAAGGAGAGGGAAGGAUAUACAAGGCAUCUUUCCCAGAACCUCAUGCUCCUGCGUAGGUACAGGGCAGAAUCUGAGACCUCAGGGAAAGCAAGGACUCUGGGUGAAAUCCUGGUUUCAUUGACUUCAGUGGGGCCAGAGUCUUUCCCUCUCAGUCCAAUGCUGGCAGUGGGCUUACCAAAGUGGGUGAGGACAUGGCCAUCUUCUCCUUUACACCAGUCACUAGACUAGCCCACUUGCAUCCCAAGUGAUACUGGCUGCUUCUGGGAGCUUUGGCUAGCCACAAUCUGGCCCCAGUUGUACUAAUGUUGAAAGAUAUUUAUAAGAAUAUUUUGGUGACUUGUUUACGGAACACUUAUUAUAGUGUUUACUUCCGUGUGAAAUAUACUCAGCUGUGAUUCUCUUCAAGGAUAAAAGCAGAUACCUUUGAGACUUUCAUUUUCUCUGUGUUCCUGUAUAAUAGCUAGAGUAAUAGAAGCAAACAUGUGGACCAAAUCUAGGCUACAAUGUGUCAAAUUGGUAAGCAGCUUUUCCCCUUUUCACACCCCUUUCUAGUUGGCUGUAGUUUAAGAAGGCUACAGUACCUCUAGGUAGAGCUAAUGAUUGCUGUGAAAAUCAAGUCUAAUGGUGCAUUUUAGAAGUCUUUGUUCUUGAACACUGAGAACUGAGAGAUCAUAACACAAAAUGUUCUGUUAAGAGCACCGGAUUUGCUCAGUGGUGUUAUCCAUCCUAGUAAUGAGUGACAUUUAGUGCCCAUUAUCAAACCUUUCAACCUAGUAUUCAGAGAUAGCGUGUUUCUUGAUAGUCGAGCCCCCACCCCCCCGGCCUUUUUUUGGAAUGUAAAACUUCCCCUCAAAGAUAAAGUUACCUCUCGAUUAAAUUCAGUCACCAGAUCAAUGACAUUUUUGUUUUGUUCCUUUCUCAGCAUUUCACUUGGUCUUGUUAGUCAAUGCUUUAUUUGGUUAUAGUGUGAUGGAGCAGAAAUGGUGUUAUCCAACUUCGGAUAGAGCAGGUGAAAUCCUGGCUCCAUUAAAGUCAGUGGCAAAAUUCCAAUUAACUUAAGUGAGGCUAGGAUUUCACACAGCAAGUAGUAAAGUCUGAGUACACCAGAAAUGAUCCCCAUUGAAGUGAUAAGUGAACAAAAGGAGACAAUAACAACAUAUAAAUUUUCUCCUGUGACUUUAGUAAUUGGAUGUUAAGAAUUAUUAUAGGAUGAGGUUUUUGUAUUUGGGAAGCUGUAGUUAUCUAAUAAGCAAUUAAAUAUACAAUAUGCGAAAGGCUAUUUAUUCUAGUAAAAGGAGAAAAUGGACUCCUUUUGCAGUCAUUCCUUGAAGUCCUCUUGAAUGCAGUAAAGAUCUGCAAAAUGUGAUUUGUACUGUAUACUACAGGAACUAGAACACUAAGUGACCUGAAAAAUUGGCUGUAAGUAAAGUGAAUAGAAAAUCAAUCACCUGCUUUGUCAACUAUAAAUUUGUUUUCCACAUUAAAUAUUGUCCAAACAUUUUGUGAACAGUAAUUCAGUGAUUUUGGCAAAUACUGUAUAAACUAUAUUUCUCUGAUCUUUGCUAUUGGGAAAAUAAAAGCUUUGCUUCAGUUUGUAAUGCACAUCCAAUACUCUCCUUAAAAUUAAUGUAAUUUAAUAUCUUUUCCAGAAGUGUGUUGCAGUGCAGUUAUAUUUUGUCAAUUGUUCUUCAGAAACAUUGACAGAAUAUUAUUAUUGGUAGUAUUUGUCAUUGUAUCACAUAAAAUGUGAUAUUGACUCAGUUAAUCACUUUCCAUUUUCAUUGAGAAGAAAUGUAAAAGUUUAUUCAUAGCUUGACAUCCUAAUCUACUGUUAGGAACCUUUGUGUGGCUUUUAAAAAUAAUUAACAAGUGGGAUCCAACAUAUGUUUACACGUUCUGAAAAAGUGCUAUUUUGUAUUUGACCGAAUUUUAAAAAAUGUAAUUUGCUGUUCAGAAUCAUGUAUUGUGUAUAUAACUGUAAACUAUUGUAAAGAGUAGAAUCAGACUGUGUAACUGAGAUAAUUGCCAUAAUUUAGACAACUUGUAAACAUUCAUUAGUUUCCAUUUUUAUGGUUGCUUUGAGACCUACCUAUGGUACACCUGCUGAGAACAUAGUGUGUUACAAAAAUCUGAUAAAAUA